AUGUGUAAAGAGUAUGAGUCUGUUCAUGAGUAUACAUAGAAAUGUUGCAAACAGUUAAUAAUGUGGUUGGGGAGGAGGUAGGAUUGACAUUAUAAUACCAUAAUAUGAAAUUCAAAGGAGUUUAGAUUACUCACUGAUACCUAUGUUUAAAAUCAGUCUUUGAAAACUGGUGAUUUCAGAAGCAGACUAGUAGCAAAACCUAUGUGGAGUAAUAGUUCCUGCAGACUGGUUUGAUGCCUAAAGUACUAAGUAUCAAAAAUUGCAAUGGCUAAGCUGUCUAAAAAUGCCCAGUUCUUUCCUUACUGCUUUGGUGAGUAAAGCUUAGUGAAAGGAGGGCCUAACACCAAAAUACUUUUCCAGGAGCAUGGGACAAUGUCCUAAGAUUUCCAGAUACCUUGUAUACAAAUAUGGAAUAAAUAAUCAUCUCCUGCCCCUAUCGAUAACUUCCUCUGAGCAGCAGGAAUGAUGGUUUUUUCUUCUUUGUCACAUCUCAUCAUGACAUAGACUGGUAUAAUUUUCAUUUUGUUUGCAUUUUUGCCUUCAAGACAGCAAUUCAGAUAAGUUCUGAAGUCUAGUUUCCCCUCUGUGAAAGACCACAAUCCUUUUCAGUAUAUGUUAAGAAGCAGUAUGUGACUGCAGUGUUUGUUCAUUGUAGUAGUCCUGCCAAAAAACUAAGAAGAAAAUGCAUGGCUGGUAACCUUAACAUGCAUCAAUAGCCUUAUGCAGCGAGGCAGGAUACCAUACUGGGAUUAUACAGAGUGGAAGAUGCUGUGCAAGGCAUGUAAAAUAAUCUCUCUACUGCAUUUAGCAUUAGUGAAGCCUCAGCAGGAGCAGUGUGUCAUUUGGAGCACUGGAGUUCAAAAAAAAUGGGUGGCUCAAGGCAGAACAGCUAGAGGAAAUCAGCAAGAAUGAGCAUAGAUCAAGAAACAAAAAAUAGCCUACUUGGAAACACAGAGCAGGAGAGAGCUUUAGGUUUUUUUAAUCUAGGUAAUAGGACUGAAGAGAAAUGUUUGUCCCAGGAAGUGUUGGAAGUUCCUGCAGUGAAGGAGUGGUUGUCUGUGCCUUCUGCUAAUGAAGAAGGGAAGAGGCAAGGGGACUAACCUUGUCUGUUGUGUUAGAAGGAAAGGAACAACACUGCAGUGGAGAAGAGUCAAAGAAAGAAGAUUGCAUGGGAAUUGUGCAGCCUUCAUCACCAGAGACUUCAGGAUCAGAGUGAACGUGAGCAGUAUUGUGUGAGAUCAGGCAGAUGGGUAAAGAAACCUGCUAAUAUUUUAGUUAUGGGUGAAGGUCCUGAGCGAGGAAGAGUAAAAAUUGCUGACAUGGGCUUUGCCCGAUUAUUUAAUUCACCUCUGAAGCCUUUAGCAGACUUGGAUCCAGUAGUUGUAACCUUCUGGUAUCGAGCUCCAGAGUUGCUUCUUGGAGCAAGGCAUUAUACCAAAGCUAUUGAUAUUUGGGCCAUAGGGUGUAUAUUUGCAGAGCUGCUAACAUCAGAGCCAAUAUUCCAUUGUCGACAAGAAGAUAUCAAAACUAGUAAUCCUUAUCACCAUGACCAGCUGGACAGAAUAUUCAAUGUAAUGGGAUUUCCUGCAGAUAAAGAUUGGGAAGACAUAAAAAAGAUGCCAGAACAUUCAACCUUAAUGAAAGAUUUCCGGAGGAACACGUAUACCAACUGCAGCCUUAUCAAAUAUAUGGAAAAACACAAAGUUAAACCCGAUAGUAAGGCAUUCCACUUGCUUCAGAAAUUGCUCACUAUGGAUCCAAUAAAGAGAAUUACCUCAGAACAGGCUAUGCAGGAUCCUUACUUCUUGGAAGAUCCUCUUCCCACGUCUGAUGUUUUUGCAGGUUGUCAAAUCCCUUACCCAAAACGAGAAUUUUUAACAGAAGAAGAACCAGAUGAUAAAGGAGACAAAAAGAACCAGCAGCAGCAGCAGGGCAAUAACCAUACUAAUGGAACUGGUCAUCCAGGGAACCAAGACAACAGUCACACACAGGGACCCCCACUGAAAAAAGUGAGAGUUGUUCCUCCUACCACUACCUCAGGUGGACUUAUUAUGACCUCAGACUAUCAGCGUUCCAACCCCCAUGCUGCCUACCCCAACCCCGGACCAAGCACAUCGCAGCCACAGAGCAGCAUGGGAUACUCAGCUACCUCCCAGCAGCCGCCGCAGUACUCGCACCAGACGCACCGGUACUGAGCUGCACCCGGUGCAGGCGAUGCGCUGCGUGCCAGGAGCCCGCCUUGGGCCACAGAAUGUACUGUACAACCACACCUCCCACCUGUCCAACCGCCACGGGGCCGGGGGCUCCCACCUUGUACCUGGUUUUGGGGUUAGACUUGAAAAGAAAGUGCUAGCACGGUUUGUGUUGUGGAUAUGCUACUUCUGUAGUUUACUUGACAUGGUUCAGACUGACCGAUGCAUUUUUUUCAGUGACAGUCUGUAGCAGGUGAAGCUGUGAAAUGUGCUAGGGGCAAGCAUUUUUGUUGUCGUAUGUGGUGAAUUCUCUUGAUGUAACAACUUCAUCUGACCAAUAGUACACGACAUCUUUGAACUGGUACUUGAAGCAUACAGUAUAUGUUACCCAUGGCAAAAAAGCAAACUAACCGUAACUCUGAGACAGUUUUGAUAGACAUUUAUUUUUAGUGACUUUUGUGGGUUGGUUCAUUUUCCAGCUAGAUCGAUGUUUUAUGACCGACAUGAUUGCUACGAUGAGAUUUUUUUAAGAACAUGGAAGCGUUUGCAUUUUUUCCCAGCAAUUUACAAGCGUCCCAAAGAUUUAUUUCCAACAUAAGUUUUUGUUUUUGUUUUGAAAUCUAUGACUUGACUGGUAUUAAAGCUGCUAUUUGAUAGUAAAAUAAGUAUGUUGUCAUUGAUAUAAACAUGUUUGGUUCAGCAAACCAACUGAAAUGAUUGUCAUAGACAGUGUUUUAUUUUUUUCCUGUUGGUGUUAAUGAUUUGUGAGCAUGCUUUGGGAUUAAAAAAGCAUGAAUGAUAUUUCCUAAAAGGUGCGGCAUCCAUUCAGAUAUUUUGUCAUGAUUUUUGAGAACCAGCUUGGUGUAGUGGAUUUUAAAUUUUGUUCGGUUAUUUUAUUGUUUUUAAUGUUCGCACGUUGUUUAGGGGUGCCAUUCCUACUGCAGAGGAACAAGAUGUUAGAAGAGCCUUAGAAUUUAUGAGGAAAAACUUACAUACAAUGUACUGUAUCAAACUAUUUUACAUGAAUGACACAAGUAUUCUGAGUAAAAAAAAUCAAACAUUGUUAAAACAAGGUGUUAUGUAAUAAAUUUAUUUUUCAUAAAUCUGCA
Messenger RNA from Serinus canaria (Common canary), 3301 nucleotides. RefSeq names its product cyclin dependent kinase 8 (gene CDK8). The record is from RefSeq and is a predicted model, not a curated record. Gene Ontology annotation, cellular component: mediator complex; nucleus. The transcript is spliced from 10 exons. Bases 1278 to 2195 code for a protein of 305 amino acids. Gene Ontology annotation, biological process: protein phosphorylation. Gene Ontology annotation, molecular function: cyclin-dependent protein serine/threonine kinase activity; RNA polymerase II CTD heptapeptide repeat kinase activity; ATP binding. NCBI's taxonomy places the organism in Eukaryota, Metazoa, Chordata, Aves, Passeriformes, Fringillidae.